AUGGAGAUAGGACGCUGCGACUUGCAGAGCAACUAGGACCCAGAAAUCGCCAAGCAGACCUAAGCAAAGCCACUGCCUUGCGUUGCCUCCUUCCAUAUCUGCACGCCCCCUUCAUCCAGAACUUUUUUUCUCUUGACUCCUUCCAUGGAAGACUCGACCCCCCUGAAACAAAAAAUACAACACCAAGAACUUGGGGAAACAGGGCGGCCGUGGGAAGAAAUGGUAACAGCCUCCCAAGAUCCUGAACCUGGGUUAUCCGAGGCCUCAGAGUCGGAGCAGGGGCCGGAAACUGGACCCCAGCCCAGGAGCAGCCCUCCUGGGAUCCCCCAAUCUGGAGCCAGCACGCCUGUGGAUGACCUCGUAGGACCAGGUGUGUCAUCUCCACCUUCCCCAUCUCAGGAGCCCUCUUCCACUCCUUCUCCCCUGGCUCUGGCCGUGCAGGACCUUAUGGCACCAUGGCAGUCAGACAAGACCACUAGUGUGAUUUCUGAAGCUGGGACACCUCACUUUGACCAUUUGGAACAAUCAUCUGAUAAAGGAGAAUCAACUCCUCAUCAAACAUGCCAAUCAGAGGGAAACACUUUUCAUCAAUCUCAGCAAACUAAAUGUCACCUGUAUGGACCGAGGGAUGUGAGCUACAACAACUCUAAACGGAAAGAGCUGAGAUUUGACAUCUUUCAAGAAGAAGACUCAAACAGUAACUAUGAUCUGGAUCAGCCUGAGUCUGGGGCUUCUGAAGUGGCCCCCAGCAUGCUUGAGAUUGCCAUUCAGAAUGCUAAGGCUUACCUACUAAAGUCCAGUAGCAAGUCGGGCUUAAAUCUAUAUGAUCAUCUUUCUGAAAUGCUGACCAAGGUCUUAGAUGAGCGUCCUGAAAAUGCUGUGGACAUCAUUGAAAAUGUUAGCCAAGAUGUGAAGAUGGAACAUUUUAGUAUAAAACUGGAUACACUCCAAAAUGAGAAUGAGAUGCUUCCAGCCUAUGAAAUAGCAGAGAAGCAAAAAGCUCUUUUUCUCCAGGGAAAUUUAGAAGGAGCUGACCAAGAAAUGGAAGAUGAAAUAGCAGAACACUCUCUUCCAAAUGUAAUGGAGUCAGCUUUUUAUUUUGAACAAGCUGGAGUCGGUUUGGGCACUGAUGAGACUUAUCGCAUAUUUCUUGCCCUCAAGCAGCUUACUGACACCCACCCAAUCCAAAAAUGUCGUUUCUGGGGUAAGAUCUUAGGUCUGGAAAUGAAUUAUAUUGUAGCUGAAGUGGAAUUCCGUGAGGGAGAAGAUGAAGAGGAGGUGGAAGAGGAAGAUGUACCUGAAGAGUGGGACAAUGGAGACAAUGAAGCUGAUGAAGAUGAAUUACCAAGGUCCUUUUACAAGGCCCCACAGUCUAUUCCAAAGGAAGAAAGCAGAACAGGUGCCAACAAAUAUGUCUAUUUUGUUUGCAAUGAACCAGGAAGACCAUGGGUGAAGUUACCAGCAGUUACACCUGCACAAAUUGUUAUUGCAAGAAAAAUCAAGAAAUUUUUCACUGGGCGAUUGGAUACUCCCAUUGUAAGCUACCCAGCCUUCCCAGGAAAUGAGAGUAAUUACUUACGAGCACAAAUUGCCAGAAUUUCAGCAGGGACUCAGGUCAGCCCUCUAGGAUUCUAUCAUUUUGGUGAAGAAGAAGGAGAAGAGGAGGAAGAAACAGAAGGCAGGCGAGACAGCUUUGAAGAAAACCCUGAUUUUGAAGGAAUCCAAGUGAUUGAUCUAGUGGACUCCCUAUCCAAUUGGGUUCAUCAUGUACAACAUAUACUCCCUCAGGGUCGCUGUAAUUGGUUCAACCCCAUACAAAAAAGUGAGGAGGAAGAAGCAGAAGCAGAAGCAGAAGAAGAAGAAGAAGAAGAGCCUGACUACAUAGAACAGGAAGUAGGGCCUCCUCUCUUGACACCAAUCUCUGAAGAUUUAGAGAUCCAGAAUAUACCGCCUUGGACAACACGGUUAUCCUCAAAUUUCAUUACUCAAUAUGCUAUUGCAGUCCUUAGAUCCAACCUUUGGACUGGAGCAUAUGCCUUUUCCAAUGGCAAAAAGUUUGAAAAUUUCUACAUAGGCUGGGGUCAUAAAUACAGUCCAGACAGCUAUACACCUCCAGUUCCACCACCAGUUUAUCAAGAGUACCCCAGUGGACCAGAAAUUACAGAAAUGGAUGACCCUAGUGUGGAAGAGGAGCAGGCUUUCAGGGCUGCACAAGAAGCAGCUGUAAAUUCAACAGAGGAAAAUGAAGAAACUGAGGAAGAUGAAGAUGAGGAAGAUGACUAUGACUAAUAAAAAUAAAAUUAGCCCAGUUUUAUGAGACUGAUACACACAAACUCCUUAUUUGGGACUGAUAUAUAUAUAUAUAUAUAUAUAUAUAUAUACACACACACACACACACACAUAUACAUAUAGUUGCCUAUAUAUAUAUAUAUAUAUAUAUA
Messenger RNA from Orcinus orca (killer whale), 2441 nucleotides. It is a transcript of the gene RSPH4A, whose product is annotated as radial spoke head component 4A. Gene Ontology annotation, biological process: axoneme assembly; cilium assembly; cilium movement involved in cell motility. The record is from RefSeq and is a predicted model, not a curated record. Gene Ontology annotation, cellular component: radial spoke; axoneme. The transcript has 6 exons. Lineage: Eukaryota; Metazoa; Chordata; Mammalia; Artiodactyla; Delphinidae. Bases 145 to 2289 code for a protein of 714 amino acids.